UAUGGCGACCAGCCGUCUAAAAAGCUUCACUUUUUUCACAACCACCAGCACCGCCACCGCACAGGAUAGCACCAAGAAGCACACCGAAUCGGUCCAUCCCAAGAGCUAGUUCCUCCCUCCACCUCCCUAGGGCUCCCCGUCCCCCGCCGGCGCCGACCCACCUCCCCUGAACGGCGCCGCCCGCCGGAUCCGGACCGCCGGCGAUCUGGGAUCCCCGGGACCUCGCGACCCAGAUCGCGAUUCGCCCCGCUGAGGACCGAUCUGCGCGACCCAUUUGGAUCCCGCACCGUCCGGAGACCAUGUGGAGGUUCAAGCCGUUCGGGCAGAAGGAGCAGGCCGGGCUGGAGGGCCGCGCGAUCGACAUCGGGAACGUCAAGGUCCAUGUCCGGAACGUCAUCGCCGAGGGCGGGUUCUCGUGCGUGUACUUGGCCCGGGACGCGCUGCACGUGUCGAGGCAGUUCGCGCUGAAGCACAUAAUCUGCAACGACGAGGAGUCGCUGGGGGUCGCGAUGAAGGAGAUCGCGGUGAUGAAAUCGCUGGCGGGGCACCCGAACGUGGUCGCGCUUCAGGCUCACACUGUGCUGGACAUGGGGCGGACCAAGGAAGUCCUGCUGCUGAUGGAUUUCUGCGAGAAGUCGCUGGUUCAUGUGCUGGAGAGCAGGGGAGCUGCGCAUUUUGAGGAGAAGCAGAUAUGGGCGAUGUUCAGGGACGUCUGUAAUGCCGUCUUCGCAAUGCACUGCCAGUCGCCUCCCGUUGCUCAUAGGGACUUGAAGGCCGAGAAUAUUUUGUUGGGGACUGAUGGCCUGUGGAAGUUGUGUGAUUUCGGAAGCACCUCUACCAAUCACAAACGGUUUGACAAGCCUGAAGAAAUGGGUAUUGAAGAAGACAAUAUCAGGAAACACACAACACCUGCAUACAGGGCUCCUGAGAUGUGGGAUUUAUAUCGCAAGGAGGUCCUAAACGAAAAAGUAGAUAUAUGGGCUCUUGGAUGCCUCCUCUUUCGGAUUUGCUACUUGAAAUCUGCAUUUGAUGGAGAGUCCAAGCUACAAAUCCUGAAUGGGAAUUAUCGUAUUCCGGAGUUACCAAAAUACAGCUCUUUCAUCACGGAUCUAAUUAAUGACAUGCUUCAAGCCUCUCCAGAUGCCAGACCCGACAUCACGCAGGUGUGGUUCCGUGCUAAUGAGCAGUUACCUGUUGGACAGCAAAAGUCUUUGCCUGAUCAGUCCCCAGAAAUGCAAUCAGCAGAGAUUCAUGCAGGCAUUCCAAAGUCCACAAAUCGGGUGUCACCGGUGCCUCGUAGAAGUCCGCCACCCCCACCUUCACAGAGUGACUCAGUCAAAUCGUCACCGCAUAUUAAAGCAGGUGGAGGUGGAGGGUCGCUUGGUGCUUUCUGGUCUAGUCAGCAUGCGAGGGAUUCAGUUGUUGCUGAGGAUAAUACUGGCCCAAGUUUCGAUGAAGAACCAACAAGUCAUAGAAUGUCAAAACUUGAUAGAGAGCAUGCAGAGAAUCAUACUUUCUCCAAAAACACUUUUCCGAAGAAAGAGGUAAAUGUACAGCCACAACCUACUCGGAGGAGUGUGCCUGGACAAAACUAUCUUAGGCCUGAGGGCAAUCAUCAUAAAGACUUCGAGAUAAACUUCUUCCAAAAAGAUUCAGACCAGCGUCAUGAGAGACCUGGAGCAUCAAAACCUGAGAAUGCGGCCAUUUUUCAAGAUGACAGUUUCAAUACCUUUGUUGCUGAAUUUGAUGCCAAAAAAUUUAGCUCUGGUAUCAGUAAUCACGGGAUGCAAAAGGAAGAAGAUUUGGAUGUUGAAUUAGAGAGGCUAAAAGAGCAGCUGAAGCAAGCAAACCUAGAAAAGACUGAGAUGACUUCUAAAUAUGAAAAGCUAUCUGCCAUUUGCCGAUCUCAGAGGCAGGAAAUACAGGAACUCAAACAAGCUCUUGCUGCUAGAGCUCCAUCACCAAGCAGGGAUGCUAUGAGAAAUCAAACCCCUACUAGAAUCGAGUCAUCUGCUGCUGCUAUGACAUUUCGGUUAAUACAGCCAUCAGAGGAAACUAGAAAAACCAACUGGGACACCCAUCAGGAAAAAGUUGAGAAGAAUUUUCAAAGCCCAGAACCCACAUCAUGGCAGGCUUUUGCCGAUGAUCCUAAGCCAAGGCAGCCUCUUUCAAGGGAUACCACCUCCAGAUCUGUUAGGACAAGAAAUGGUCAACAAAGUAAGCAGGGCACUCAAGCGGCAUCAAAAAAUGAGACAUGGGGCUUUGGGUCGGAGAGUUUUACUGCCAUGCCCAAUGCCAGUUCUCAGAUAUCAAAACCCAUUCGAGAAGGAAGCACUUCCCAGCGGUUUGGUGAUUCAAAGUUCAGGGAGAACAAAUCAUCCUCUCAACCUGCAGGAUGGGCUGGUUUCUAAAUCAUUCCUGGACAUGACCUUUGAUAUCUUUCAUGAAGGACAGUUGUCUGAGCAGAUGAUUUACACCUGAUGUACACAAAGUCCAGAGGUAAAAAAGCUUGUGGACUGGAGCCCGGCUUUGGAGAGCUUAUGUUCUUGUAGAUACUGUUACUGAACAAAGCACUCUUAUUCUUCUAUUUCAAAUUGUCUGAGCAGCCAAAUGCAUGCUAUGCAUUUUGUAUGCCAUUUGUGACUUACUGAAAUUGAAUUGCUCGGCUGUUGGAAGUACUGGCUCAAGCCAAAAGUCAAGUCUGUUGGUCAUAAACUGCACUUCCGUUCUAUUAAGUGCAGAUUGCAGAGAAAUAUCUGAAAAAGGGAUACGUUUGGGUCAACCUGCUGAAGAAUAAAAUUGGAUUUGAUGAAGCUUAUCUGUAAAGAGAGCCAUACCUGGAUGUUUGAGAAGGUCAGUGCUAUUAGUAUUGCCCUUUUGACUUUUGAGUUGUAUACGGAUAUUCCCUUAAGCGCUUGUCAUUGGUACUACCGAAGGACAAAGUUCCCUGUGAAUGUUCGAAUUAAAAGUUCUGAUGAGUGAGGAUGAUUGUCGACAAGGUAAUCUGUUAUUGCCUUGCUUUUGUUGAUUCUGGACAGGCAAACCAUGGUUAGAUUAUCUUGAUCAUCUUUAUUGCUUUA
Molecule: messenger RNA, 3080 nt
Organism: Eucalyptus grandis
Lineage: Eukaryota; Viridiplantae; Streptophyta; Magnoliopsida; Myrtales; Myrtaceae
Product: AP2-associated protein kinase 1
Exons: 7
Coding region: 300-2411 (703 amino acids)
Biological process (GO): protein phosphorylation
Cellular component (GO): cytoplasm
Molecular function (GO): ATP binding; protein serine/threonine kinase activity
Source: RefSeq, a predicted model, not a curated record